AUGGAGGAACGAGCGCGCAUCCCCGUCGCGCCACCCGUUACCAAUCCACUCUCUUCGUACUGGCACGACCCGAAAUCUCACCUUGCAAAUGUCAUUGAGCCUAAUGCUACAAAGGGCACGCAAAAUUACGACUAUGUCGUUAUCGGCUCUGGCAUCUCAGGCACAAUGACCGCCUACAAUAUCCUCAACACUUGGCCUGACGCGUGCGUGGUGAUGUUGGAGGCACGUGAAGUCUGCUCAGGCGCCACGGGUCGCAACGGCGGACAUACCAAAGCGGCAAGCUACCGCAGCUACACACAUCAUGUGCAAGAGCUUGGCAAAGAAGAAGCAUUGAAGAUUGCAAGGCUGGAGUACGCCAAUAUUGUUGAGACGCAUCGCAUGGCGGAAGAUUUAGGGUUGAACUGCGAAAGUAAGUUGUGUAACACGGUCGAUCUUAUCUACGAUAAGCCUACUUUUGAAGCGGGCAAGAUGGCUAUUCAGAUGCUGCGAGUUGAUGCGGAAGAGCAGGAGAAGGAAGAAGGAAAUGCUGCAUGGUAUCAGAUCCAUGAAGACAUCGCGGAUAUACAGGGCAGAUUCUCUGUUGCGGCGGAGAACAGCAACCCAACAAUAGAAACAAAAGAGAAGCUGGCAGGCGCCUUCGAAUAUCUAGCCGGCCGAAUCCACGCAUAUCGUUUUACGACCGGUUUGUUGGCGGAGUGUGUCAAGAAAGGGCUACAGCUAUGUACGAACACGCCAGUCCAUGACAUCCAUCCCUCGAUAAAUCUGGAUAAAGAGAAUGGUAGUCGCUGGGAUGUGUGUACCCACCAUGGCAUCUUCACUUCUAAAAACGUAAUCAUCGCAACUAACGGGUACACACCUUACAUCAUGAAGGAGCUUCAAGGAGCCAUAGUGCCAAUGCGUGGACAGAUCACCGCACAGCGACCAGGAACUUCAACGAAGCUGCCAGCUCCAUUACCAACAACAUACUCAUUCAUCUACCGCGAUGGCUACGAGUACAUGAUUCCUCGGCCCCUGUCAGACGGCGGACAGCACAUCGUCAUUGGUGGUGGCUUGGUCCGUCUUCCUCAGGCCGGUCCGAGCGAAUACGGGACGGUUGACGAUAGCACUUUAAAUACACAUAUCUCCAAGUACCUCAACGAGAGCUUGACUGGGUAUUUUGGCGCCGAGAACUGGGGUGAGAUGUCUAAAGAAGAGGCAUCGCGCCGCGUGGUACAGGAGUGGACGGGAAUCAUGGGCGCAACGACUGACGGACGGCCGUUUGUGGGUGAGGUGCCAGGCAAAAAGGGCUUGUGGAUAUCCGCAGGGUUUAAUGGCCACGGUAUGGUGUUAUGUCUGAAGUCUGCAGAGGCGCUGGUGAAGAUGAUGGAAGCUGAGGGGUCGAAAGGGAAACCAGAGUGGUUCCCCAAGAGCUUCUUGAUCACACAAGAACGACUGGGGAAGUGCAAUUUUCAUGGUCGUACCGAUAUGCAGGUAUCUGAAUGA
This is a messenger RNA of Alternaria rosae, 1482 nucleotides long. Its product is annotated as FAD dependent oxidoreductase. Bases 1 to 1482 code for a protein of 493 amino acids. The record is from RefSeq and is a predicted model, not a curated record. Gene Ontology annotation, molecular function: oxidoreductase activity. The transcript has a single exon. NCBI's taxonomy places the organism in Eukaryota, Fungi, Ascomycota, Dothideomycetes, Pleosporales, Pleosporaceae. Gene Ontology annotation, cellular component: cytoplasm.